GGCUGCAGGCAGAGGACUGGCGGGAGCGUGCUCGAGAUGGCGUCUGCCGACGGCGUGGUCGACGAAGCUGUUCCGGCUACGCGGCGCAGCAGCGGGAGCAAAGGAGCCGCCCUGAACGGCCUUGUCGGCCGCUUGCCGCUCACGCCGUCGCUUUCCCCACGGAAAAGAACCACCAGCCAGUCGAAAACGGAGCCGCCGCUGCUUUGGACCAGCAAGCGCACCAUCUACACGGCUGGGCGGCCGCCAUGGUACAACGAGACGGGCACUCCUUUCAAAGAAGCCUUUGUCAUUGGCUUGUGUGGUGGCAGUGCAUCUGGCAAGACUACAGUGGCCAACAAAAUCAUUGAAGCACUAGAUGUGCCUUGGGUGGUGCUCCUCUCCAUGGAUAGCUUCUACAAGGUGCUGAACAAAGAACAGCAAGAGCAAGCUGCUUGUAAUGAAUACAACUUUGACCAUCCUGAUGCCUUUGAUUUUGACCUGCUCAUCAGUGUCGUACGAAAGCUGAAAGAGGGCAAGAGCGUUAAAGUUCCUGUUUACGAUUUUACCACACAUAGCCGAAGCAAGGAGUGGAAAACUAUCUAUGGGGCCAAUGUAGUUAUAUUUGAAGGUAUCCUGUCAUUUGCCAAUAAGGAGCUUCUACAGCUCUUGGACAUGAAGGUUUUUGUGGACACAGACUCAGAUAUACGGCUCGUGCGGCGGUUGAAGCGGGACAUCAUGGAACGUGGGCGGGACGUGGGAGGUGUCAUCAAGCAGUACAGCAAGUUUGUGAAGCCAGCCUUUGAGCAGUACAUUGAGCCUACAAUGCAGGCGGCAGACAUUGUGGUGCCUCGAGGUGGAGAGAACUUUGUGGCUCUGGACUUGAUUGUUCAGCAUGUUCAUAGCCAAUUGGAAAAGAGGAAGCUACGCUGGCAUAUAGCAGCCUUGGCCUCUGCUCAUCAGGGACAACCAUUGCCAACAACCUUAAGUGUCUUGGAGAGCACACCGCAGGUUCGGGGGAUGCAUACUAUUAUCAGGAACAAAGACACCAGCAGGGAUGAAUUCAUAUUCUAUUCCAAGCGUCUCAUGCGGCUGCUGAUUGAAUACGCCCUUUCCUUUCUACCCCUCAAGCCAGUUACUGUAGAGACACCACAGGGGACAAUUUAUGAUGGAAAGAGAUUUCACAGGCAGCGGAUCACUGGAAUCUCUAUCCUGAGAGCAGGGGAGACCAUGGAGCAGGCUCUUACAGCUGUCUGCAAAGAUAUUCGCCUGGGAAAGAUUCUCAUCCAAACCAACCAUGACACGGGGGAACCUGAGCUGCAUUAUCUCAGGCUGCCCAAAGAGAUCAGUGAAGACUACGUCAUCCUGAUGGAUAGCACUGUCUCUACAGGAGCUGCUGCCAUGAUGGCUAUUCGGGUGCUGCUGGACCACGAUGUACAAGAGGAUCGGAUCUUCUUACUGUCCCUGCUGAUGGCAGAGAUGGGAGUCCAUUCUGUGGCUUAUGCUUUUCCCCGUGUGCAUAUCAUCACCACAGCUGUGGACAAGAGAGUCAAUGAGGAAUUCCAUAUCAUCCCUGGCAUUGGGAACUUUGGAGACCGUUAUUUUGGCACAGAUGGCACCAUGCCCUGGUAUGAGAAUGACGACAUGGAUUGCUGACCUGAUUCUGCUGGACAAGGCUUUAUUUCUUGACUUGACUACAGGCAUGAUGCUAUUGCCCUGGUCCUUUCUUUUCAUAAUUACAAGCUCUCCUAGAGUGCUCUGCAGUGGUGCAAUUUUGUUAGCACUUACUGCUAUAAUACACCAACUGGAAUGGAAACAUUGCUGCUGCUGCUGCUACCUUCCCAUUCACAGUCUCCUUCAUAUUUAUUGGUAUUUAUUAGGGCAUUUACUCCACUGUAAUACUGCUUCCCAUCUUUUCUUUUCUUUUAAACGCAAUACUUUUAUUAUAAAAUAAUAUAAAGAAUAUCAUCAACGUGACUGCAUUGUGGGCAGCAGCAUCAUGGGCGCAAGGGGGAGGCUUCCAAGGCGUCUGGCUCCAUUCUUCCUUCAGGGACCUUCCUCUUGGAUUUGACUUCACGACGCUCCAUGAAAGGAUCUCUUUUGGUCACAUGGUUGCUUUCACCCAGCUUCAAUGUGUAGCUUCAUCAGCAUCUUGUUCCCCUAUUAAGGAUGCUGUAAAAAAUGUAUCCCUGCAAAUCCAUUGGAUUUUUCACUGUGCCCUUUUAUAUGUGUUUCCUCACUGGCUGAUGUGCAAUGCAAGCAGGCUUCUGCACGUUCAUCGGGUUCCUCUCUAAAAUAAUUUCAUGCUGACUUAUUCAGGAUCCUGUGAUCUCGUCAGCUGUGUGUAAAUUGCACUUGUCCUCCCUAAUUUAUGACUGCACAAGCAUUUGGGACCAUAGUGUUACUAUAAGGGACCUGAUGCUAGAGGCAAGUGCUCUACACCCAAAGUCUAUACUACUAUUAGUGAAAGCCAGAGCUACAUUUGCCUUCCAAACUAAAAGUAGCUAUUGGCCUCACAUUAGGCCCCCAACCUACAUUCCCUUAUCCUGAUCUGUUUUUCAGUACUGUACACGUCUGACUUAUUUUUUUUAAUGCCAAAAUAAAAGAUUGACAGUGCUA
Thamnophis sirtalis is the source of this 2595-nucleotide messenger RNA. The record is from RefSeq and is a predicted model, not a curated record. NCBI's taxonomy places the organism in Eukaryota, Metazoa, Chordata, Lepidosauria, Squamata, Natricidae.